Molecule: messenger RNA, 3477 nt
Organism: Lolium rigidum
Lineage: Eukaryota; Viridiplantae; Streptophyta; Magnoliopsida; Poales; Poaceae
Exons: 5
Coding region: 1-3477 (1158 amino acids)
Molecular function (GO): DNA binding
Source: RefSeq, a predicted model, not a curated record
AUGGAGAUGGAGGCGGCGGAAGACGAUUCCCUGGAACCCGCGAUUGCGUGGCUGGUGCAGACCAUCCUCGCGACCCUCCUGGUCGACAAAUUGGAUACAUGGAUUCGCCAAGCUGGGUUUGGCGAUGAUAUCGAGAGGCUCAAGUCCGAGAUCAGGAGAGUCGGGAUGGUGGUCUCUGCUGUGAAGGGGAGGGCGAUCGGUAACGAGCCGCUGGCUCAAUCUCUCGUUAUUCUCAAGGAGCUUCUGUACGAUGCCGAUGACGUGGUCGACGAACUCGACUACUACAGGCUGCAACAGCAAGUCGAAGGAGUUACAAGGGACGAGUCCAAAGGUAUGCAUGGAGUUGAGCGAGUCGAUGAGAUACCGAGGGAUGCUAAUACACCGAAUAGCAGUGUUGGCAAAUUACGGUCUGUGGUAUGGCAACACUUCAAGAUCACAGAAAAAGAUAAUGGAAAGCCCGUAAAAUCAGUAUGUAGAUAUUGUGGCAAAGAGUUCACAUGCGAGACGAAGAACGGAACAUCGUCUAUGAGCAAGCAUAUACACAAGAUUUGUAAGAACAAACCUAGAGUGCUUCCACCAAACCUUUCAAGCACCGACGACGCUAUUACAAAUGCGGUACCUGUUGUAAUUGGUGACUCAUGUAGCAGAAAAAGAAGGAGAGUGGAUGAGGAUUCAACACAAAUCACUGCAUCGAAUACACAAUCCCCUUGGGACAAGGAUAUAUUAUCCAGUAGGAUAGAAAAAAUUACCAGUCAGUUACAAGACAUCCGAGGGGACCUGGGCGAGUUUCUCAAGCUACACGGGUCGGACUUAGCUUCCAGUUCAAAUCACCAUCCGAGCAUUAUGCCCGCUUUGAAGCUUAGCUAUGAUCGACUUCCCUACUAUCUACAACAAUGCUUUUCAUAUUGUUCUAUAUUUCCUGAUAGUUAUCAGUUUCGUGCCAAGGACUUGGUCCAUAUUUGGAUUUCACAGGGAUUUGUGAAGUGUAACCAUUCCAGUAAGAAAUUGGAGGAGAUAGGACAGUUUUAUCUGACUGAUUUGGUGAACCUGGGCUUCUUUCAGAAAGUCGGGGAAGAGGAAGAUGAAUCCUCUCUAGGCAGUCAAAGUUCUUAUUCUAUUUGUGGUCUCAUGCAUGAUUUUGCCAGAAUGUGCAGUUUGGUAGAUCCUACACAUCUUCGCUAUGUAAAACAUAAGUCUGAUGAUUUUGACAGGCCUUUGCCACUGGUUCUGACCAAGUUUUUUCAUCUUCAAGUAUUAGAUGUUGGAUCCAACAACGAUCCUGGUGUACCUGAUGGCAUGUACAAUCUUGUUAGCCUGCGGCAUCUUGUUGCAGGAAAUGGAGUAUACUCUUCAGUUGCUAACAUUGGUAGCAUGACAUCACUUCAAGAGCUACAUAAUUUUAAGGUUCAACCUCUGUCUGGUAGCUUUGAGAUAUCACAACUCCAAUCCAUGAACGAGCUUGUAGAACUUUGGGUCUCUCAACUUGAUAAUGUUGAAAGUCGGGAGGAGGCUUAUGGGGCAGGAUUGAGAGACAAAGUACACUUAGCAAAACUGCACUUGUCCUGGAAAGAUGCCUUGUCAGACGAGGAGCUUAUGCCAAUGGAUGAUGGUGGCGCAAGUUCUGAACCUUCUAUGGGUACAGCGCGAGAAGUGCUUGAGGGUCUUGAACCUUAUAUGAACUUGAAGCAUCUACAGAUAUCUGGAUAUAAUGGUGCUACUUCACCAACUUGGCUAGCCAGCAAUAUCUCAGUUACUUCCUUGCAGACGCUUCAUCUCGAUGGUUGUAGAGGAUGGAGAAUACUUCCAUCUCUCGAAAGUCUUCCGUUUAUCAGAAAGCUGAAGUUGAGAAACAUGCAGGAAGUGACAGAAGUAUUAGUUCCUUCACUGGAGGAGAUAGUUUUAAUUGGAAUGCCAAAGCUAGUGAGAUGCUCAAGCACUUCUGUGGAGGGUCUGAGCUCUGUCUUAAGAGCCCUGGAAAUCAAGGAGUGUCAAGAACUGAAGGAAUUUGAUCUGUUUGAGAACGAUGAUAAAUUUGAAACAUGGCAGAGGUCAUGGUUGCCUGGUCUUAGGAAACUCGUUCUCAGUGAUUGCCCUCAUUUGAAAGUGUCAAAGCCUGUUCCACCUUCAACCAUCUCGUGUGAGUUAAAUAUCAGAGGAGUUUCAAUAUUUCCGAGCAUGAAGGGAUUAUCCAGUAAAAAGUUAUAUAUUGGGAAGUCGACUAAGCGAGAAGUUUUCAAAUAUGAAACUGAUGUAUCUUCCGAUGAGUUGAGAAUACUGAAUGACCAAAUUUUGGCUUUUGAUAAUCUGAGAAACCUCAAAUGGAUGAGAAUAGCAGGCUGCAGAAAUCUAAGGUCUUUUUCGUUGGAAGGUUUUAGUCAUCUCGUCUCUUUAAAGAGUUUGGAAAUAAGCAGGUGCAGAGAACUUUUCUGUUCAGAUAGGAUGCCAGAUGCUACCCUUGAAGAUUUGAUAGCUGCGAAUUGGAAGGCCUUCCCAUGUCUUGAAAGUCUCAGUAUAGUGUCAUGUGGAAUAGGAGGGAAGUGGCUAUCUCUGUUGCUGCGACAUGCGCCUGACCUAGAGGAAUUGUGUUUAAAGGAUAUAUUACCGAUAGGAAAGGAAUUUUAUUCAGGGGAGGAAGAUGACCCAUUGACAGGGUUAGCUCAAGACGAGCAAGAUGGGCUCGUGCACGUUCCAUUAAAUUUCAUCUCCUCUCUCAAGAAGAUAACUAUUGACAAUUGCCGUUGUCUAACAUUUAGCUAUAGCGAGGAAGGCUUCUCUGGAUUUACCUCCCUUCAGGAGCUAAUCAUUGGGGGAUGCACCGAGCUGCUCUUGUCUUUUUUGCAUAAAGACGGAAAUGAUCUCACCCGCCUUAAAACGUUAGUGGCACGGUCCAUCCCAGGUUUGAAAUGUCUACAGCUACACUCAUGCACGGCACUGGAAGAACUGAGAAUUAAAGAUUGUGAAUCACUCGUCCAACUAGAGGGCUUGCAAUCCCUUGGCAGGCUCAGGCAUUUGGCAGUAUCCGGCUGCCCUGGCUUGCGUCCAUGUUUUCAGAGCUUUUCAAGGCAGGGAUGUGAGCUGUUCCCUCAGCUGGAAACCCUUGUGAUCGAUGAUCCGUCUGUUCUUACCAUGUUGUCAUUCUGCAACCACCUCACCUCCCUCCGACGCCUACAUCUUCGCCAUUUGGUGCUAUCAGAGGAGCAAGGGGGAGCACUUGUGCUCCUCACAUCCCUACAAGAGCUCGAAUUUAAUGAUUGCCCUAGUCUACCAGAUCUUCCUGCGGGGCUGCACCUCCUUCUUUCCCUCAAGAGGUUGAAAAUAUUAUAUUGUCAGGGAAUCUCAAGGCUUCCAGAAACAGGCCUCCCACUUUCGCUGGAAGAACUGGUAAUACGUCGGUGUAGCAAUGAGCUAAAUGGUCAAUGCAAGGGUCUAGCAACGAGCAAGCUAAGGGUCAAAAUUAAUGACUCGUCGGUUUUAUGA